Messenger RNA from Eremothecium gossypii ATCC 10895, 1545 nucleotides. It is a transcript of the gene SRP54, whose product is annotated as RNA-binding signal recognition particle subunit SRP54. The transcript has a single exon. Gene Ontology annotation, cellular component: signal recognition particle, endoplasmic reticulum targeting; cytosol. The record is from RefSeq and is marked provisional. Gene Ontology annotation, biological process: SRP-dependent cotranslational protein targeting to membrane, translocation; SRP-dependent cotranslational protein targeting to membrane. Gene Ontology annotation, molecular function: 7S RNA binding; GTP binding; GTPase activity. Lineage: Eukaryota; Fungi; Ascomycota; Saccharomycetes; Saccharomycetales; Saccharomycetaceae. Bases 1 to 1545 code for a protein of 514 amino acids.
AUGGUGCUGGCAGACCUCGGGAAGCGCAUAAAUGCUGCGGUUGCGCAGGCUUUAAACAACGACACAGAUGACUACGUUGCAGGCGUUGAGACCAUGUUAAAAGCGAUCGUGACAGCGCUGUUGGAGAACGACGUGAACAUCAAGCUGGUAUCGUCAGUGCGCAGCAAUAUCAAGGCACGGCUGCUGGCGGACAAAAGUGGACGGCGCAUGGGCCAGGCACAGACCAAGCAGCUGGUACAGAAGACGGUGUUCGAGGAACUGUGUGCGCUGGUGGACUGCCAGACGGCUGCAUACCAGCCCAAGAAGAAGAAGAGCAACGUGGUGAUGUUUGUGGGGCUGCAGGGUGCAGGUAAGACCACUUCGUGCACGAAGCUGGCGGUGUACUACUCUAAGCGCGGGUUCAAGGUGGGCCUGGUGUGUGCAGACACGUUUCGGGCAGGUGCGUUCGACCAGCUGAAACAGAAUGCCAUCAAAGCCAAGAUCCCGUUCUAUGGCUCGUACACAGAAACGAACCCCGUGCGCGUGGCCGCGGACGGCGUUGCGAAGUUCAAGAAGGAGCGGUUCGAGAUCAUCAUCGUGGACACGUCCGGUAGGCACCACCAGGAGGACGCGCUGUUCCAGGAAAUGGUGGAAAUCGCACAGGAAGUCAAGCCCAACCAAACGAUCAUGGUUCUGGACGCCUCGAUCGGGCAGGCCGCGGAGCAGCAGUCGCGCGCCUUCAAGGAGGCCGCAGACUUCGGCGCCAUCAUCCUGACCAAGAUGGACGGGCACGCCAAGGGCGGCGGUGCCAUCUCCGCGGUGGCCGCCACGAAAACACCCGUGAUCUUCAUCGGCACAGGCGAGCACGUACACGACUUCGAGAAGUUCUCGCCGAAGUCGUUCGUGUCGAAGCUGCUCGGCAUCGGCGACAUCGAGUCGCUGCUGGAGCAGUUCCAGACCGUCUCCAACAAGGAGGACACCAAGGCCACCAUGGAGAACAUCCAGCAGGGCCGCUUCACGCUGCUGGACUUUCAGAAGCAGAUGCAGACCAUCAUGAAGAUGGGCCCGCUGUCCAACCUCGCCAGCAUGAUCCCCGGCAUGAGCGGCAUGAUGAGCGGCAUCUCCGAGGACGAGACCAGCCGCAAGAUGAAGAAGAUGGUCUACGUGCUCGACUCCAUGUCCCGCGAGGAGCUCGAGUCGGACGGCCGCGUCUUCAUCGACGAGCCCGCCCGCAUGCUGCGCGUCGCCCGCGGCUCCGGCACCUCCGUCUUCGAGGUCGAGAUGAUCCUCAUGCAGCAGCAGAUGAUGGCCCGCAUGGCCCAGGGCGCCAAGAACAUGGGCGGCCUCCCUGGCAUGCCCGCCGGCCCCGGCAUGCCCCGCCUCUCGCCGCAGAUGAUGCAGCACGCCCAGCAGCAGUUGCGCCAGAACCCCUCCAUGAUGCGCAACAUGAUGGGCAUGCUCGGCGGCGGCUCCGGCGCCGCCAUGCCCGAUAUGGCCGACAUGAUGCGCAUGAUGCAGGACCCGCAGAUGCAACAGAUGGCCUCGCAGUUCGGCAUGGGCCUCUGA